Athalia rosae (coleseed sawfly) is the source of this 1427-nucleotide messenger RNA. RefSeq lists its product as uncharacterized. NCBI's taxonomy places the organism in Eukaryota, Metazoa, Arthropoda, Insecta, Hymenoptera, Athaliidae. The transcript has a single exon. Bases 14 to 193 code for a protein of 59 amino acids. The record is from RefSeq and is a predicted model, not a curated record.
CGGCGACAAUACAAUGGCCCUCCACAUCUUUUGGCCGGCUAGUGCUUGUCUCACCCUUUUCGUCGUGGGUGUAAUAAUGAUUAUCUUGAAGUACGGACCACGCUUAUUUCAAAGUAGACACACUCCGCUACCCACGCAGCAGGAAUGGGAGGAAAAAUCAUAUUCGCGAGAAAUAUCCAUUUCCAUGGGAUAGACGUAUCGUUGUUCUCUUCGUUCUUUGCUUUUUAUUUUCUUUCUUUUAAAUUUGUUUGCUCACCCUUUGCACCCUUUUCAUCGAUCAUUUUGUUUUAUUCAAUAUUCUAAUUUUCGGUUAGAACUUUGAAUCAUAAACCUAUAUGCAGUAAAUAUUUCUCCGAUUUUCACGCGAAACUAAUAAGCAAUAUGUGUAUAUUUAAAAUACGGUUACCACUCCGAUUUUAUAUUGCAAGAUUAUUAGCUUUUUUUGGCUGACAAUCGAACGCAGAAUCAAAUGAACGAUUUUGUUCGAUUCUAAUACUAGGAUAUGACGAUAAUAAACAAUGGUAUUACUAUUAUUUUUAUUAUUAUAAACUGUUACUGUAAGUAAAAUUCCGUCCAGAUAUAAUCCGUACAUACGAAGAAUUUCACCUUAAUCCAGCUAUUGGCUACACGUAAGAUCCAUCGCAACCUUUCCCCCUAAUCUUGAAGGGGAACCUUUUGCCUGGAUUUUCGGGAAAGUAAAAGGGAUGAAAGGACUGAAAGGUUUAAAGGAGCUGACGUCUAGUUCACGUAGAAACCUGUAGUCUUAUUCUUGAAAACCAGUCGAAUUCCCAAAGGGAAAAAAUUCUGUGGGGAUAGAGGAUCCCUUAUAUUGUGUUCGCUAUUGCGAUGUCCAAAAGUAUCGACGAAUCACGAAUCGGUUCUAUUCAACCUAUUGUGAACAGAUUCGAAGAUUUUUUUCUAAGAUAGAUUGUACCCUUAUAUUAUUAUAUUUUUUUUUUCUGUGGGUACGAAUUUCCCUUAGUUCUGAACAUCUAUACAAAAGCAAGCUUUUUCAAUGAUGGUAGUUAAUAUUCUUCCCUUUCAGCUUGCUCUGAGUAACAUAUUUUUUUUUGUUUUCCAAGUUUAAAUGUUCCAUGUAUAGAUCACCCUAAGAACUUAUAUGACAGAGUAUUGUAUGUCUGGUAUAUUGAAUUUAUAUAUUUUAAAAUAGAAUCUCAUUUCUGGUGAAAUAUCGUAGUGAAUAAAUUUAUCGAUAUUGUUAUGAUUAUAAAUACCGUCCUUAAAUUUAUCAGAGUGUUAUUCAACUAUUCAUCAACCGAUGUGUAUUACAUCCGUCCAAUAAUUUUUAUACGUUUACAUAAUAGUUAGAUUUUAAUAUACCGUAUGUAAAUUUAUACAAUAAUAUACUAUACGUUUAUUUGUGAACGAACUAUUUUGAACGUUUUGAAAUAAAAUGAUAUAAAAUA